GCCUUCUUCUCUUAUUCUCUUGAUCGAAGAAGAAGAAGAAGAAGAAAGCAUGACGCCGGGGGAGAUGUGGGCGGGAUUUGGAUCGGCCAUGGCGGGCAUACUGUUCCUCACGUUUCAGCAGCACUUCCCUCACCAGCUUCGAACUUUCAUUGAGAGAUACUACCAUCGCUUCCUCAACUUUUUGUACCCUUACGUCCGAAUUACCUUCCACGAGUACAACGGUGACAGUUUCAAGCGCAGCGAGGUCUUCACAACUAUCCAGUCUUAUCUCAUCUCCAAUUGUUCCAAAGGUGCUAAGCGCCUCAAGGCCGAUGUCGGCAAGGAAGACAAAAAUAUCGUCCUCAGCAUGGACGAUAACGAGGAGAUCACCGAUGACUUCCAUGGCGUCAAGCUCUGGUGGUCUUCCAACAAAAUCGUUCCCAAGACUCAGUACAUCUCUUUCUAUCCCGCCUCCGACGACCGGCGUUCCUACACUCUCACCUUCCAUAAGCGUCACCGGGAGCUUAUCAACGGCUCCUACUUGAAGUACGUCAUCGACCAAGGCAAGGUCAUCGCCGUGCAAAACCGGCAGCGCAAGCUUUUCACCAACAACCCCAGCAGCAAUUGGCAUGGUUACAGGAGUAAGGUGUGGAGUCACGUAGUGUUCGAGCACCCGGCGACGUUUCAAACGCUGGCCAUGGAUCCCGACAAGAAGCAAGAGAUCAUCGAUGACCUCAGUACUUUCAGAAAAGGCAAAGAGUACUACGCGAAGAUUGGCAAGGCAUGGAAGCGAGGCUAUCUACUCUAUGGUCCUCCCGGAACUGGUAAGUCUACCAUGAUCGCCGCCAUGGCCAAUCACCUGGAUUACGAUGUCUAUGACGUCGAAUUAACGACCCUGAAGAACAACACGGAGCUGAGGAAGCUGUUGAUCGAGACGUCCAGCAGGUCGAUCAUCGUGAUCGAGGACAUCGACUGUUCGCUUGAUCUUACGGGACAGAGGAAGAAGGAGAAGAAGGAAGAGGAGGAAGACAAGGAGGCACACCCAGUGAAGGCUGCUCGAGACCAGGCCAAGGAUGAAGGUAGCAAAGUUACCCUCUCCGGGCUUUUGAAUUUUAUCGACGGGCUAUGGUCGGCCUGCGGCAGCGAGAGGCUCGUUGUUUUCACCACAAACCACAUCGAAAAACUAGACCCUGCUCUCAUCCGAAGAGGUCGGAUGGACAAGCACAUCGAAUUGUCCUACUGUACCUUUGAAGCUUUCAAGGUUCUGGCCAAGAAUUAUCUCAACCUCGACUCUCACGAAUUGUUCGAGAAGAUUGGCCGUCUGAUGGAGGAAACGAAAAUUACCCCUGCUGAUGUUGCCGAGAAUUUGAUGCCUAAAACUCUAAAUGGAAAUGCUGAGAGCUGCCUGGAGAAUCUGAUCAAAGCACUGGAGACGGCGAAGGAGGAAGCCAUCUUGAAGGCGGAAGAAGAAGCCAAAGAGAAGGCGGAGGCAUUGGCCAAGGGAGAUGGGUCAUCAACUUCCAAGGAAGGAGGGAAGGAGGAUGAAUCGUCAACCAAAACUGAACAGAAAAAGACCGAGUCAAGCUGCCUGGAUAAUUUGAUCAAAGUACUGGAGACGGCGAAGGAGGAAGCUAGCAAGUUGAAGGCAGAAGAAAAAGGCAAAGAGAAGGCAGAGGAAGAUGGGAAAAGAAAAGAGAACGCUCCGGCUCCGGCUCCGGCUUCGGCUUCAGCUUCCAAGCAAGGAGAGGAGGGCGAAUCGUCACCCAAAACAGAACAGAAAGAGACUCAGUAAGCAGUUUGAAAGACGAUUUGGAAUAAGAUGGAUUAUAAAAUCGAAAUGGAGUCCAUAUAAAAUCUGGCUGUGGUUUUUCUGUAUUGUUGUGAUUUGCAGAUAAAACUUAAUUGUAGGGUAGGCCGUAAGAUUACACCAACUUUGAGUUCAUUAAGUUCGGAUGUAUUUUCCUGUCUGCAUAUUUAUAUAUCAUCAUUUGAGGUCAAAGAUCUAUUUA
Nelumbo nucifera (sacred lotus) is the source of this 1988-nucleotide messenger RNA. Its product is annotated as AAA-ATPase ASD, mitochondrial. The record is from RefSeq and is a predicted model, not a curated record. Gene Ontology annotation, molecular function: ATP hydrolysis activity; ATP binding. NCBI's taxonomy places the organism in Eukaryota, Viridiplantae, Streptophyta, Magnoliopsida, Proteales, Nelumbonaceae.